CAACCCUAUAUAAAACCAGCUUCUUCUAAACAUGAAGUAUCUUUUUUAAAGUAUUCUUUUUUGCAAAUGGCCACAAAUGAGAACACUGAAGCUUCUGACUGCUCAGCAACUGAUCCGAAUAAAAUGAGGAAUCUGAACAGUGCAAAGAAAUCAUCCUAGCACUUCUGAACAUAUGGAAAGGCAAGAAUCAGUGGCUGGUACACCAGACACUGAUCAUCUUCUAUCCUCUGUUACCUUGAUAUUUCAAUGGAAAAUCAAGUUCCUGAACCAAAACCACUGACCAGAUGAGUUGCUAUUCCAAUAUUCUCUCCCCCCCCCCAUAUUUAGCCAUGUACUCUGGGCAACACCAUUUUCUAAAAUAAUGGGUUAAACAAGAGGGAGUCAAUGUAGUGCCCUCCAGAUGUUGCUGAACUACAACUCCCAUUAACCCCAGACAGCAUAAUCAAUGGUCAGGGAUGAUGGGAACUGUAGUCCAUGAAGAUCUGGAAUACUUGGGGUAACCCUGAACAUUAUACAAAAGCAACAGGAGUCUCUUCUACAUCUCUUGUUGCCACUUUUCCAUAUCAUUUGAGGAUGCUGAAUGCCAUAUAUUGUAUAGGAGCAAUUUGUGCAGCAUAUUUCAAAGAAAUUCUAGAAUAUCUAGUGGUAGAAUCCAGUGGGCAAAAUUUUGUUGUUGUUUUUUUGCUGUUAAAGACAGAGCAACAAAUUGCAUUGUUCAUAUUCUUGUCCCACAGCUGCGAUCAUGAACAAAGUAAAGAUCUCCUCCAAUGCUGGGAUACUGGUCAUGCUACUGUUAUUAAGCACAGCUCAACCCAAGCCCUGCCCUCCCUGUUUCUGUGAGCAGCAGGAAGACCUAAGGGGUUGGAUAUUAAACUGCAGCUCUAUGGGGCUGAAGGAAAUGCCUCCCCUGUCAUCAGAAUUAUGUCACUCGUGCCAUACCAUCAACAUUCUUCAUCUGCAAAACAACAGUUUAACGACGGUUCCUCUUGGUGCACUGGACAACUUAAUUUACCUGAAAGAAGUUGACUUCUCCAACAACCCUUGGCACUGUGACUGCUCUAUUUUAUAUUUCAAGCAGUGGCUGGAAGACUUCAGUAACGUUUCUCUUGCCAACCUUCAAUGUGCAUCUCCGGCUUCUGUAAAAUCGAGAGCCUUGAGUCAGCUGACUGGGAAUGAACUGGAAGGAUGUAGGAAGCCUCAACCAAUCAAAUGCCUUGAUUUCUUUUGGAGAGACUUUGCUCUUAUUUUUGUGGCAAUUAUUGUCUUAAUUUUAGCAAGGUGCAUUCUACAAUACUCAAAAAAAUUAACUUCCCAAGCUGCCAGGAAGCUACAUCCUUUUGAAGUCCCACUGCUGCAGAUUCAUGACCUGGAAAAACAGAAAUCAAAAUGAUCUGCUGCAGUGACUAAUAGCUCUUCAGUAAGAUUACCAAAGUCAUCUGUUUAAAAGGUUGUGUUUGUUCAGGCUCCAAGCGCAUACAGAGCCAUGACUAAAUGUCCUUUAGGCUAAAGAAAUAGCACCAGUUAUAUUCUGUUUGUUCUUGCUGAUUACAUAAGAACUUGUUCAAUGUAUGUAGUUACUUUACGUUUUCCCAAAUGGCAAUACCCACACUCUACCCUUGAUGUUUCUGUGAGCCACUGGGGUGAAACCAAGGAUAACCAAAUUCUGUUAGCUGUGUAAAUAAUUAUGUAGUAAUUAUUACUACAUGUGCGAAUACCAUAGCAUGGGGUAAUGGAAAUGUGCUCUCAUGUACCAUGGCUUCUGCUGCUGUGGCACUCAACCGUAUAAACAUUCCCAAAGAUAAUUAAUAAUAUCACUGCUAUGCACACAGAGCUAUGCAUAUAAAAAAAUAGAGUUUAAGUUAAUCUCAAACUAAAUUAGGUACCAGGCCAAAGAAUUUAGAACCUUAAACUCACGCUCUAGCCUAAAAAGGAUCUGGAUUAGAGAGCUCAGUUUGCUGUUAUAUCUCUUUUAUGUUGCAUCAUUUAUUAAUGUCCUAUAGCAAACUAUUUUAGAGCCCAACCAAAAGCCUGC
Messenger RNA from Podarcis raffonei (Aeolian wall lizard), 2032 nucleotides. Its product is annotated as platelet glycoprotein IX-like. The coding region runs from base 743 to 1390 and encodes 215 amino acids. The record is from RefSeq and is a predicted model, not a curated record. Lineage: Eukaryota; Metazoa; Chordata; Lepidosauria; Squamata; Lacertidae. The transcript has a single exon.